UUCGAAUAAGGAGAAAAUCAAGACGGCGCUCGCAGUGGGGCAAAGGCAUUAUUAAGAAGAGGAAAGUCAAUAAUUUAAAGAAAGAUGAAGAUGAUUCAAAGUUUGCUGAUGAUGAAAAUCAUGGAGAGGACAGUAAAUUGCUGGAAAAUGGAGAGCUGGAGAUCAGCACUGACUGCAUUGAGGAGAAUGGGGAGGAAACAGGAGAUCUCUCUAUGACAAAUGAUGAAUCCUCUUGUGAUAUUAUGGAUAUAGAUGCAGAGCAGAGGCUUAACAAUGGGACAUCAGGAAAGGAAAACAAUUUUGCAUCCACAGAAGAAGAGAGCUCAAAUGAAUCUCUGUUAAUAACCGACAGUGUUACCCUGAGUGCUGAGAAGGAAUUAAGGAAGGACUCUACGUCGAAAGGAGACUGUGUGAAUGGAGAGGCGUCUGUACACAUCUCAGAGGGUAUAUCUGUUCCAGCAUGUCAUAAUGGUAAAAUGGAAUCAGUUGGUGCUGUUUCCCCCUGUGACAAUAGUGAUGGGUCUAGCAACAAGCAAAAAUCUUCAUCUGAAGAUCAGCCAAAGGAGAAAACAGAAGCUUUCAGUGAAAGUCAAGGAGCUGAUCUAGUGAAAGCUGAGUUACCACAUUGCAGCAAUAAUGAAAAAACACUACACAGCACAGACAUUGAAACUAAAGAUGCCGAAGCAGAUAAAGAAGGUAUAUUCAAAAGCAAGAAAACACGAAAAGUCACUAUGGAACAGUCAAAGCCCACGAGUUUGGAGCAGGUCCCAGAGGAACCAUUGGAUCCCUUACCCUCUGUAGUUGUUGACCAUGAUAGACUAAAGAAACUGCUUGAUUUGGUGGUUAAGAAAAGUGACAACCUGACUGUUGACCAACUUGAGAGAUUGUAUUCGCUCCUCAGUCAGUGCAUCUACAGACAUCGUAGAGACUAUGACAAAUCACAACUUAUAGAGGAGAUGGAAAGAACAGUUCAUGUGUUUGAAACAUUCCUGUGA
Molecule: messenger RNA, 995 nt
Organism: Tauraco erythrolophus (red-crested turaco)
Lineage: Eukaryota; Metazoa; Chordata; Aves; Musophagiformes; Musophagidae
Source: RefSeq, a predicted model, not a curated record